GGCCGACGCCCAUAAAGGAAACGAACCACGGCGGCUUACCGGUUUAGCCGGUCAGACCCCAGCGUUCCCCAUCUUCUAUAUAUACAAAACCGAACCUCGCUUCUCCUGGGGUUUCUGGAGGCGCGUCAAAAGGGCAAAAAAACCCUGAGAGCCCGGUGGAGAGAAAGAAACCGCCGCGAAAAUAAAAAAAAAACCGAUUGAAUGGCAUCUGAGGCGGAGAUUAUACUCCCGAUUGGUACCCAAAAGCACGAUCCGGCUUGGAAGCACUGCUUGAUGAUCCGGUCAGGUGACCGGACGAAGCUGAAAUGCAUGUACUGCAUGAAGCCAUUUAGCGGCGGCGGGAUCCACCGAAUCAAAGAACAUCUCGCCCGGCACAAAGGAAACGCUUCGUGCUGCCCCCGCGUCCCGCCGGAGGUCCAGGUUGCGAUGCAGCAGAGCUUGGAGGGCGCAGCGGUGAGAAAGAACAAGAAGGUUAAGCUUGCUGAAGAGGCGAACAAGGUUUGCUCGAGUAGCAAUCAGGCAGAAGGGGGUCAAGCGGAUGUCGGGCUGCAAAUGAUCCCGCUACCUGAAAUGCUUCAUGACAUUCCUCCUCUGCAGGUGGAGGUGAGAGAGGAGGGUAUGCCCAAAGAGAGAGGGAGGAAGAAGAGAGCAAGAUAUACUUCUCCUCCACCGCCGCCGCCACCUUUUCCCACUGCAUUGGAGGUUGGCGUGCCUAUCAAGUCCUAUCUGGGAGCCCCUGUCGAUAAGGAUCAUGUCUAUAUGGCAAUUGGGCGGUUUCUCUACGAGGCUGGGGUGCCUAUGGAUGCAGUUAAUUCCGUGUAUUUCCAGCCGAUGUUGGAUGCGAUUGCGUCGGCCGGGCCAGGGUACGAAAUGUUCUCGUAUCAUGAUUUCCGUGGUUGGAUUUUGAAGAGAUCGAUCGAAGAAGCGAAUAACAAGUUGCUGCGUUUAAAGGGGAUGUGGAGUCGGACUGGAUGUUCCAUACUGGCCGAUGAAUGGACCACCGAGACCGGUAAAACCCUGAUCAAUUUUUUGGUGUAUUGUCCCGAAGGAACGGUGUUGUUGAAGUCGGUUGAUGCAUCACAUAUUGUUACUUCUGCUGAUACGCUCUAUGAGUUGCUUAAGUAUGUGGUGGAAGAAGUUGGUGCGGCAGAUGUAGUACAAGUGAUCACAAACAACACUGAGAACCAUGUUGUUGCAGGGAAAAGUUUGACCGAAACGUUUCCUACCUUGUUUUGGACGCCAUGCGCUUCACAGUGCAUAGAUGCAAUGCUCGAGGAUAUCGGGAAGUUGGAGGCAAUAAGCGAGAUCGUUGAGAAUGCAAAAACUGUUACAGGGUUUAUCUACAACCAUGCGAUUGUCUUGAAUAUGAUGAGGAAGUAUACAAGUGGGAGAGAUCUGAUAAUCCCAAGCAACACCCGUGCUUCCAUGAAUUUCGUCGCAUUGAAGAGCAUGGCUUGUUUGAAAGAGGAUUUGAGUGCCAUGGUCAGCUCGGAGGAGUGGAUGGAGUGCCCAUAUUCGAAGAAGCCUGGCGGCGUUGCUAUGACUAAUCUUGUUGGCAGUUUAGAAUUUUGGUCUUCUUGUGCUGCAAUUGUUCGCAUAACGGAGCCGCUGGUUCGAGUUCUUAAAUUAGUUGAAAGCAACAAGAGGCCUGCAAUGGGUUAUAUUUCUGUGGCUAUGCAUCAAGUUAAACAAGCAAUUAAGAUGGAACUGGUGAAGAUCAGUGACUACAUACCUUACUGGGAUAUCAUUGAUUGGAGGUGGGACAGGCAACUGCCUUGUCCUCUUCAUGCAGCAGGUUUCUUCCUCAACCCUCAGUUCUUCUACAGCAUCCAGGGAGAAGUUUCCAAUAAGGUCUUAUCAGGCAUGCUCGAUUGUAUAGAAAGAUUAGUGCCUGAGACAAAAGUCCAAGACAAAAUCCAAAAGGAGCUUGCCUUGUAUAAAAGUGCUGCAGGGGACCUUGGAAGGAAGAUGGCUGUCAGAGCAAGACAUACUUCACUUCCUGCUGAAUGGUGGUCCACAUACGGAGGAGGUUGCCCGAAUCUGAUGCGUUUGGCUGUGCGCAUUCUCAGUCAAACUUGCAGUGCAAGGGGAUGUGACCGAAUACACAUUCCUUUCGAACAAAUUCAUAACCAAAGAAUGAACUAUUUGGAACAUCAGCGACUCUGUGACCUCAUUUUUGUCCGUUAUAACUUGCGUUUGCAGCAAAGGCAACUUUUAAAGACCAGACCAUUUGAUCCUAUCUCUGUUGACAACAUUGACACUGUCGAUGACUGGAUUGUAGAGAAGGGUGAACUGCUCUCUGGGGCUGAUGAAGAUCCCAACUGGAUGGCAUUAAACCCACCGUUAGCUAGUGGAGUGCUUUCAGCAAAUUCUGAUGAUUUAGAAGUUGAAGCCUUCAUUGCAGGACUCGAUGAUGAGGUGAUCCGAGGUGCUGGUCAAGAUGCAGAGGAUGAUGAUGGCAUCAAAGAGGAAGAUGAGAGCCAUGAUGGUACUUCUUUUACAUGUAAUGGAGGGUCAUAGAAUAAAGGGAUGAUGGCUCCAUUUCGAUGUUUUUUCUUUGUUUUUCUAAGGAUAGCAUGAUUAUUAUUUAUGAGCUAUUUUGCAUUCAAUUUGGCCAGCUAAUUAGAAAAGAUAUUGUAGAUUUGUAGUCUACUAGUCUGUAGAUGCUUAUGAAUUUGAAUGUGUAGCCUGAACUUGCAAAUUUAUGACAACGCUACUUUCAUCUAUUUG
Phoenix dactylifera (date palm) is the source of this 2730-nucleotide messenger RNA. RefSeq lists its product as uncharacterized. Lineage: Eukaryota; Viridiplantae; Streptophyta; Magnoliopsida; Arecales; Arecaceae. The record is from RefSeq and is a predicted model, not a curated record. Gene Ontology annotation, molecular function: DNA binding; protein dimerization activity.